Fonsecaea nubica is the source of this 561-nucleotide messenger RNA. RefSeq lists its product as hypothetical. Gene Ontology annotation, cellular component: cytoplasm; membrane. NCBI's taxonomy places the organism in Eukaryota, Fungi, Ascomycota, Eurotiomycetes, Chaetothyriales, Herpotrichiellaceae. Bases 1 to 561 code for a protein of 186 amino acids. The transcript has a single exon. The record is from RefSeq and is a predicted model, not a curated record.
AUGGUCUCCCAUUUCAUCACGACCACCCUCCAAGCCGCAUGUCUCUCCGCCAUUUCAAACCUCGCCGCGCAAGGCAUCGCGGCCUAUCGAGAAUCCGUCCCUUUCAGGAUCAAGCUCGCACCCCUGGUGCAGUUUGUGCUCUUCACCUUCAUCUCCUGCCCGCCCAACAUCCUCUGGCAGGAAUACCUCGAAGACAAGUUCCCGGGCUACACGAUCGCGCCCAUCUCCCCGUCGACCACGUCCUCCGCCCCGACCGCCGACACACAACUCGACAUCCCCAACACGCUGCGCAAAUUCCUCUUCGACCAGACCUUGGGGGCGUUCGUCAACACGGUCGGCUUUAUCGCCGCCAUGGCGGCCUUCAAGGGGAAGUCGGCCAAGGCCGUGCAGAAGGAAGUCGAGAGGGACACCGUCCCGUUGAUGAUUAGCAGUUGGAAGCUGUGGCCCAUCGUGGCGCUGCUGAAUUUCACGCUCGUGCCGGUCAACAGGCGCGUGAUUGUGGCGAGCGUCGUGGGCUUGUUCUGGGGUAUUUACUUGAGCUUGUUUGCCGCGAUAGAUUAA